AUGGUUUGCAAAGAGAAACAAGCUUUCCCACAAACGGCGCCAAUUGAUGAGUAUGCUGAGAUUACGAUCCGAACAGAGCUCCCGUUGCUUGAGAAAAGGGGUAAGGAUCAGAUGUUAUGCAGAAGGAUUGGAUGCUUUGAUUUAGGAGAUGAAAAAUUCAAGAAUUUGGAACUACCUAAGUUUACUGGGCAUAUGCUACAUGUUGGGGUUUUAGAAAGGUUUCUUUGUUUGGUUUGUAGUCACUAUGAAUCUAGCCCUGGAGCAUGGACAAUAUGGGUGAUGAAAGAGCAUGGUGUCAUAAGUUCUUGGGCUAAAGUGGCCAACAUUCCAAUUCUAUUCAAAACUCCUUUUGUGGUUCCAUUGUGCAUUAACAAAAAUGGAGAAGUUGUGUUGCAAAUGGGUCACAAGAAAGUUGUCAAGUUUAAUUCCAAGAAGAAUAAGUUUGAUGUUCUUGUGCACAAAAAUUUUGAGAUCGAAACAGCUCUGUAUAUUGAGAGCAAUUUGUCACCCUACACUAAUCCCAAAAGAAAGGCAACCGCCAAGGCCAGAGAGAUACUCAAGAGAGUGGAGCUGUAA
Messenger RNA from Coffea eugenioides, 576 nucleotides. RefSeq names its product F-box/kelch-repeat protein At3g23880-like. The transcript has 2 exons. The record is from RefSeq and is a predicted model, not a curated record. NCBI's taxonomy places the organism in Eukaryota, Viridiplantae, Streptophyta, Magnoliopsida, Gentianales, Rubiaceae. The coding region runs from base 1 to 576 and encodes 191 amino acids.